AUGGCGCCUCCACAAUGGACCACACCAGAGGAGCUUGAGUGGCUUCAAAAGGAGUUACCUGAGUUUCUUAAAAUGCAGAAAGAGCAAAAAUUGACUUGCUUCUAUGAGCUACUGUUUCCAAGGUGGUUUAGUCAAUUUCCAGAAUGCCUCAGAUAUUGGGGACCUACCAGUAAACCUCUGCACGAAAAUGUUUGUCAGGAUGACGACAGCGGUGACGCUAACAGUGACAAGAUCAGCCCACUGCCACUUACUCCAGAACAAGAAGCUGAGCUUGAAGAGGCAAAUGAAAUCCGACGGAAAAAAUUGAGAGAAUGGUUCCGGAAUAAUGCAAAAAGUAAAACGACACCUGGCGCCACGUCAACAAGCAAAGCUCUUGCUCAGCUUCUAUGCCAGCGUGCUCGUGGUGUUCGUGACCUAAAGGAAAUUGAGGUCUACUCAAAAUUGCACUACAAAAUGAAGAUGCAACCACUGGUAGAGGACAAUGUUCAGGAAAAUCACCUUGAUUCCAAGAAGAGAAUCGCUAUUGUGCAGAAGGUCACAAACAGUUGUUUUGCCACUGAGUCCGAAGACGUGAAGGCGGAGAUUCAUGAGGAGACCACAUGGAUCAACAGUGCCAGGAGAUUGGAUAUGUCUAAAACACGUACUAAAGAGGAAAUUUACCGUGCCAUUCAAGAACUGCCCAUUGUCUUGGGACAGAUUUGUGAAGACUUGGCAAUGCUGACUGGUGGCUGGCAUUAUACCCUUGUCAUGGGGGGUCCUGAUCCCAUGUGCAAAGGGGAUGUCAUGACUCUAAGUUUUCACCACAGCAAAGGUCGAGACAGCCUCAGCUUCAAGGCCUCCAACCCAAACUUCCAUGAACAGUACCUAGUGCCAUUUGAAAAGCACUUGAGAAGUGCUUUCGGUCAUGUCAACCAAGUUUCCGAGUCAUCCGAGUCUUCAUCAAGUCCCAAUCCAUCUCCUCCAGCGCCUUCUGACAAUUCGUCUCCUCCAGCGACUUCUGACCUUGCACUGCCAAACACCCAGAAUGACUCAGGCCCCGAAGUUCCUGGAAUGUGCAUCUUCCCUUACGACUCUCUCAUGGACCCCAAUGUUCCAGUCUCUGAAGCUGAGAUUGAUGCAUUCAUCUCUACCCUUUGUCCAAUGACAGCUGAUCAACUAAAUGGUCAAUGGUGGCCUAAUCAAAGCCAGGACAUGCAAAUGGCUGCUCUGCCAUUCAUAAACCCUCCUCCGCCAUUAAUCAAUCCUCCUCCGCCAUUUACAGAAUCACUUAUCAAGCCACCCAUAUUCACCCCACCACAUAUCUACAAUCCACUCCCGUCGUCACUCUCCAGGUCUGUGACCACUCCAGCUGCCACCGACUCGUAUUCUUUUCCACCUGUUUCCAGCACACCAAUUCCCACCACACUGGACACUCUGUUUCCUGCAGCAAGUGUUCUACCAGUUUCUAGUGCACCUGACACUCUGCUUCCUGCAGCAAGUGUUCCACCAGUGUCUAGUGCUCCUGGAAGACGUUCAGCACGCAUUACACGACCAUCAACAAGAGUGCAAGAUGCUAACAAGAUUGGUGAUAACACCAAAGCAGUCACUUCCAAACGCAAGCGCAAAGGUAUGGUGGAAGCGAUCUCUGGGAAAAAGUCUAAAAAAUGA
Molecule: messenger RNA, 1647 nt
Organism: Suillus fuscotomentosus
Lineage: Eukaryota; Fungi; Basidiomycota; Agaricomycetes; Boletales; Suillaceae
Exons: 5
Coding region: 1-1647 (548 amino acids)
Source: RefSeq, a predicted model, not a curated record